CGUCCCGCCAGGCUCACACCGCCGCUCAUGUCAGUGUAGAUCCGCUGGAACAUCAGGUCGUCCGCCCGGCCGCCCCUCCCGUGGAGCUGCACCUCUCUCAGGAGAGUUGCAUGCAGGCAGCGCGUUGUGGACGUCCAGCUGAACAACCAGAGAGCUGCAGACACCUCCAGCCAUUCCGCUCUGCAGGACGAGGAGUGACAACCGGCUCUGAGGAUGGACUACAGGUGUGAAUGACUCCCAUCCUCGCUGACUGACCAUGCUGCUUGGGUAGCAGAGCCGACUGAGAGGAGCCCCUACCCUCUAACACUCUGCCUCCUCUGGACGCACACACACUCACACCACCCACACACGCAGACAGAGAGCCCACCCCACUGAAGCAUAACCAUGUUGAUCAAGGAGUACCGCAUCCCCAUGCCAAUGAGUGUGGAGGAGUACCGUAUCGCCCAGCUCUACAUGAUCCAGAAAAAGAGCAGAGAGGAGAGCUGCGGCGAGGGCAGUGGGGUAGAGAUCCUGGAGAACAAGCCUUAUGAGGACGGCCCCGGGGGCUCGGGGCAGUACACGCACAAGGUCUACCACAUCGGCAAACACAUACCGUCCUGGUUCUGUGCCAUCCUGCCCCAAGCAGCGCUGCGAGUGGAGGAGGAGUCCUGGAAUGCUUACCCCUAUACGCGAACCCGGUAUACAUGCCCGUUUGUAGAGAAGUUCUCCAUAGACAUUGAGACGUACUACAAACCCGACACUGGAAAUCAAGUGGAUGUCUUCAACCUGUCCUCUGCUGAGAAGAGACAGAGGACUGUAGACCCCAUAGACAUUGUUAAGGACUACAUUCCUCCGCAUGAGUACCUGGUGGAGGAGGACCCUAAGCUGUACCAGUCAGUCAAGACCAAACGAGGCCCGCUGUCAGAGGACUGGAUUGAGGAGAUCAACCAGAACCCCGGACAGAAACCGGUCAUGUGUGCCUACAAGCUCUGCAAAGUGGAGUUCAGAUACUGGGGCAUGCAGUCCAAGAUUGAGCGCUUCAUACACGAUGUCGGUUUGCGUAAGGUGAUGGUGCGAGCCCAUCGGCAGGCAUGGUGCUGGCAAGAUGAGUGGUAUGGCCUGACUAUUGAGGACAUCAGGCAGCUGGAGCUUGAGACCCAGCUGGCGCUGGCUAGGAAGAUGGCCCAAUAUAGCCUCACUGAAGAGGGGGGAACGGAGACCAAUGGCUCGUCUGCAGCCCAGGACCAGGACCAGGGGGCUGAGACUGGGGGAUCAGUCCCAGAGGCAGAAGGAACAGGAACAGGACUGGGAGAUUCACUAGAGACACGAGGGGAGCUCACCAAGCAGUGGUCAACAUCCUCUAGAUCCUCCAAUCGAUCAUCUAAGAGAGGUGGCAGUCCAUCUCAUCAGAGCAUUUCAGAAUGGAGAAUGCAGAGUAUCGCCCGAGACUCAGAAGACAGUACAGAUGAUGAGUUCUUCGAUGCGCAUGAGGACUUUUCUGAUAAUGAGGAGAUGUUUGCCAAGGAGAUCACCAAAUGGAGUUCCAAUGACCUUAUGGACAAGAUAGAGACAAUAGAAGUGGAUGAAGCGCAAGAAACCUUGUAUCAGGAGUCUGGUGGGGAAUAUGCCGUGAUGACUAAUGAGGAGACACAAAUGGAGCGGUGUGCUUCUAAAAGGCGGAGGCAUCACUCUGUCAGGGUUACCAGGCGCCCAGCAGAUGGUUCGUCUCAGCAGUGUCUGCAAUCCUCUAAGAUUCAUGUUCUCAUUCUGGUCCUGCAUGGAGGCAACAUUCUGGACACUGGCUCCGGUGAACAGAACAGCAAGCAAGGAGAUAUGAACACCCUGAGUGGGGCUUUUGAGACUGUGAUGAGGGUCCAUUACCCUGCAGCUCUAGGUCGCAUUGCCAUCCGGAUGGUACCCUGUCCUGCUGUGUGUGCCGAUGCAUUCUCACUAGUCUCCAAUCUAAGCCCCUACAGCUAUGAUGAGAGCUGCCUGUCCAGCAGUCAGGACCACAUCCCCCUGGCUGCUCUGCCCCUCCUGGCUACCUCUGCACCGCAGUAUCAAGACGCCGUGGCAACCGUGAUCUUGCGAGCCAACCAGGUGUACAGUGACUUCAUCAAAUCUCUAGAGGGAGCGUCUUUCUCUGGCCAGGUGUGUGUUAUUGGAGACUGUGUGGGAGGGAUCCUGGGCUUUGAUGCUCUGUGUAGCAGCUCGGUGACUGUGUCAGAGAGCCAGAACAGCAGCAGGCGGGGCAGCACCAUCAGUGUACAGGACACGGACCUUUUGUCCCCAGGCAUCGUCAUAAACAGCGUCUCUCCCUCCUCUCCUUCGCUGGAAGGCAGCCGCCACCUCAGCCGCAGCAACAUUGACAUCCCUCGCAGCUCUGGAUGUGACGACCACAAGAAACAACUGCCACGCAAGCGCAGCGACUCCUCCACAUACGAACUGGACACCAUCAAACAACACCAAGCCUUCCUGUCCAGUCUGCAUUCAAGUGUGAUCCAUGGGGAGCCGGGAUCGCGGCGCUCCAGUAACAGCACCAUGCUCGAGGGAGGCUCCUUGGGAAGGUUUGACUUUGAGGUGACUGACUUCUUCCUGUUUGGCUCUCCUCUGGGGUUGGUGCUCGCACUGAGGAAGACUGUGGUGCCCUUGUUAGAUGUGUCUGCUCUGCGUCCAGCCUGUCAGCAGGUGUAUAACCUGUUUCAUCCUGCUGAUCCCUCUGCCUCUCGUCUGGAGCCUCUGCUGGACAAGAGGUUUCAUCUCCUGCCUCCCUUUAGUGUCCCUCGCUAUCAGCGCUUUCCACUGGGUGAUGGAAACUCGGCUGUUUUGGUUGAGACCAUGCAGAGUAACCCUCACCUCCUGAUGGAGUCUGGGGGUGCAGUACCCCACCACUGCCAGGAGGGCACUGUCAGUGAGACCUCGAUCCCUGUGCCCAUCCUCAACUGGCAGGCCUCGCAGCCCCCUCCAGAGACGGAUGUUCUUCACUCCCACUGUGGUGUUUUUGUGGACAGCCACAGCCAAUCAUCCCCCUCACCAGGGGUCCCUCACCUUCGGAGCCACCGCAGGGCCAGUGAGGCUAGCAUAGCCAGCCAGGUGUCAGGCUUGGCUGACUCCUACACCGCCUCCAACAUUGCCACGACACACACAUGUGAAGGUGACCAGCCUAAAAGGCUCAGUCUGCUGUCCCACCUGGUUCUCCCCUACAAUAAAUUUGCCUCUCGGAGCCCGUCCCCUCGAUCACGCAAGAAAGUCCUUCCUGUGUUCCCAAGACCCAAUGGUGUGGAGUCUGAACAGAGCUCGGAUAGGAGCUCUGACAUGACCUUUGACCUGACUGAUGUCACCUCUGACAUCACAGACACCAUCUCUGCCCCCCCAUCACCAGGGUUGCUGAAGAACAUAGAGCAAGUUGCAUCUCGCUGGUGGGGCAGUAAGAGGAUGGACUUCGCCCUGUAUUGUCCAGAUGCCUUGACAGCGUUUCCCACUGUGGCUCUGCCUCAUCUCUUCCACGCCUCCUACUGGGAGUCAACAGAUGUAGUUUCUUUCAUACUCAGACAGGUGAUGAGACAUGAGAACUCCAGCAUCCUGGAGCUGGAUGGUAAAGAGGUAUCUGAAUUCACUCCGUCCAAGCCCCGCGAGAAGUGGCUCCGCAAGAGGACCCACGUUAAAAUAAGGAAUGUGACAGCUAACCACCGUGUGAAUGACGCUGUGUUCAGCGAGGACGGAGCCCAGAUGGUGACGGGACGCUUCAUGUAUGGCCCUCUGGACAUGGUCACCCUUACUGGGGAGAAGAUUGACAUCCACAUCAUGACCCAACCCCCAUCUGGAGAGUGGGUGUACUUUGACACAGAGCUCACCAAUAGCAGCGGCCGUAUCUCUUAUGUUAUUCCUGAGAGCAAAAGGCUGGGAAUCGGGGUGUAUCCUGUCAAAAUGGUGGUCAGGGGUGAUCAUACGUUUGCCGAUAGCUACCUUACUGUUUUACCGCGAGGAACAGAGUUUGUGGUCUUCAGCAUCGACGGGUCAUUUGCCGCCAGUGUGUCUAUCAUGGGCAGCGACCCCAAGGUCCGAGCUGGAGCUGUGGAUGUGGUGAGGCACUGGCAGGACUUGGGCUACUUGAUAGUGUAUGUGACCGGUCGUCCCGACAUGCAGAAGCAGCGCGUGGUGGCCUGGCUCUCCCAGCAUAACUUUCCACAUGGCAUCGUCUCCUUCUGUGACGGUCUGGUUCAUGACCCACUCAGACACAAAGCCAACUUCCUCAAAUCCCUGAUCUGUGAGGCCCAUAUGAAGAUCUUUGCAGCCUACGGCUCCACUAAGGACAUCUCUGUGUAUUCCUCCAUUGGCCUGCCUCCGUCGCACAUCUACAUCGUGGGAAGGCCCACAAAAAAGAUGCAGAACCAGUGUCAGUUCAUCCCGGACGGCUAUGCUACCCACCUGUCCCAACUGGAGUACAAUCAGAGGUCUCGUCCUGCCAAGUCGGCCAGCGCCCGCAUGGUCCUCCGCAAGGGCAGCUUUGGAUUGGGUGCAGCCGGAGGAGACUUCCUCCGCAAACGCAACCACAUCUUUCGUACCAUCUCCUCUCAACCCGGAGGAGCGGGCCCCGGCUCUCCCAACCAGCCGGGACGGACUGAGCGUACGCUGAGCCAGUGUGAUAUGGAGCGGGAUCGAGGGAUUGCAGCAGCCACCCAGAGGAGUAUGAGUAUAGCGGCGGGGUGCUGGGGCCGCAGCGGGAGCACCAAGGAGGGCAGCGGAGGGUUACUCAGCCCCAAGUAAAGCCAGCAUGGAGCUAUGGUGGGGAGGGACCAGUCUGAACCUGAGCCACCAUGAUCUCUGGAUUGGUUGUUCAAAGGUAGAGACCAGGGUGGAUGGAGAGAGGGAAUAAAGGCAUAAUGAAGGAAUGAUCCGGGUGGAAGCAGUGGGUGGGAGGGUUAUAAUGAGGGCGGUGUGGAGAUGCAAGGCAGCGGCGUAAAGGCUUAGAAGUGUAGCGUGAACAACAGGCUUGAUUGGAUUGGAGAAAACAUGAAGGGGACUGGUCCAGAAGGAGUGGAGCGAUCAGGCCAUGUGGGAUCCAGUGAACAAGAGACAAUUUUCGUGUAGCAUGACACUCUUUUACAGUAAUAAUUUUGUAGAAUACAUCACUGACCAUUAAAGAAUGACAAGGUAGGAGAAAUGAAAUAUUGUAAGCCUUAAAUAAAUCUCGUAAAACGGGACCCAGCCCCCUCUUUGUGAACAUAACGCCUACUGUACGCUGCACCGUACAAGCAUUCACACACACAAGCUCAGGACACAGUGUGGAUGUCAGGCAGAUAGCUGGUAGCCAUGGCAAGAAGCAAGGAAUUUUCAUCUCUGUUUCUGUCCCACUUUUAGCUGAGCUACACGCUAAAAACACGAUCACCCCACCCUACCCUACUGGGCAAUAAAUACCGAAAAUCCUCACAACAUAAAAUGAUAAUUAUUAUGUACCCCAAAGGAAGGAAAGAGGGGAAAGUCACGAUUAACAUCUGAGUAUGAGAAAGAAGUUUUAAGUAGACAUAUAGCGAAUCAUAAAACAUGAAGGGCAAGACAUGAAAGUACCUUGUGCUCAUCUCUUUUCACGGGACAAUUUUCUCAUUGAUAUGCUAUUUAAAUACAGUUGAUAUACAAGUUGCUACUCUGGUUCUGUUCCACCUUUUAUCGGACUCUAUAGUAUUAUUUCCUUCAGCGUGGCCUCUGGGCCAUCCAAGGCCUUAAUAUCCAAUGAGACAUUUAUUACACAGAUGGGACAGGAAGACAGAAGAGGGCAUGCGGCAUUACAGUGACAAUUUGAACUGUGUACAGUCCACAGCAACAAUCCCUUUAUAUCGUCAUCUGCUUGCAAUACCUCUGAUCCACCAGUUGGUGGUCUCUCUGUUUCCCACACGUGCUGCUUCUGGGAGACACUUGAUCCCGCGGUGCUCCCUCGCUUUUUGGCUCUUUCUUGCUCUGACGGUCCACAGCAUCCAGGAAGACCACAAAGGGCGGACAUGGUGUUUCUCCGUAAGGGCCUGGCUCUUUUCAGGCUGGACACUGGGCAGGAUGGAGACAAGACUUUCACAUAACUUUGACUCUCAGAGACCUGUAAACCUUUACAUAUUUUCACCAAAUGGACCGAGGAGUCAGGGAGAACGAGGUGAUACUCUGUGAAUGUUGGCGGGAAGGCUUAGAGAGACUUUUGCUGGUGAAUGUAGAGGAGGGGGAAAAAUCGCCGGUGUCCUCUCUUUCACUGUGCAGCAACUUAUGAGAGCAAAUAUCUUUUUGUUGCUCCCAUUUACUUUAAUGUAUAGUUUCAUACAAGGGGGAUGUAGAGGGAGAAAAAGGCCACAUGAAUACGAGAUGUACCGUAAACCUCAAAACUCCACUUGAAAAGUCCAAAAUGAAGGAUGUGCACAAACGUCUGGUUUUAUAGUGCUGAUGCCACCAACGGUCAUUAAACCCAAGACAACCUAUGAAACCUGUUGAAAGGAGAUAUGCGGAGCGGAUGUACCUCUUGCUCGCUCAUUUUACUAUGCUGUUAUUUUAUGCCCAUCUUCCACGAGCAAGAUACACUGUGUGAGAGGGAGCCUGGUGUAUCAUUGAUAAUAAUUACAUUCAGCAAGUUCUUCAAACCACAAAAGCCAAAAUCAUUAUCUAAUACUGUAGUAAUUCAACUGUGUAACCUCAUUGUUGUUUUUGCACUAGUUAAUGGUGGAAAAUAUAGUUACCAUCUCAUGUUGCUACAUAAUUAAUACCUUUGUAGUGCAUGAUACCUUUUAUUUAUUUCAGGGUAUAUGUGCUAGAAUGCACACUUAUGUACAUUUUUGUCAGGACAUGAAAAUGAUGUAAGUAAAUGUGCCAAAAAACAGUAGACAGCUUUUGGGUGAGGAGAAAUGUUUUGGCUGUAUCCAACCUCUUAUUGUAAGAGGGGAAGGGUUCACUGUACUGAAGGCAUGGCUCUGUGGAUUGACUGGAUUUUAAUUUGUGUGUUUUUGGUGACUCGAUCUUUAAGUCUAAACAUGGACUGUGGCUUUAACAGCGUGAAGGUGAACCUGUCAAGUGGGAGUAUAGGUCAAAAAUCCUGCUUAAAAAGCUGCUUGAAAAGAGUAUGUCUUGUAAAAAGAUACUUCUGCUUAGAUUUUAAUGCCACCUACAGUACAGUGGAUGUUACUGGGACGGGGUUUGGAUACAGCCAUAUUGCCCCCCUUCGGCCUAUUGGCUGUUGAUGAGUUGAAUGUCGACCUGCUUGGAUUCAUAGAGUCAAGACUGUUCAGGAAUCAUGGAUGUGUCAGUGUAGAUACUGUAAAGAUGUAUAUGUAGGAAAUUAUAUGGUUGAGAGUUAUUUAUUUACUUAAAAAUCAUGAUGUUAUUCUGGAAAUUUCAGGUGAAUUAUAUUUGAAAUAUGUAGCAUUUUGUUUGUCACUUUGGCAGUCAUCCAGACAGUUAUUCUCUGUAGGACCAACACUGAAAAGGGUUUUUUUUUUGUUUUGUUUUGUUUUUACCAGUGCAAUAUUAAUGUAUUGCUCCAGACACAGCAAGGCAAAACCACUAUCACAGCAGGGGCACAAUGUACCAUGUACAAGCUACAGGCAAUUCGCAGUAUGAAAUCACACACACAUGCACACACACACACACAUACAAACACACAGACCACCUUCAGCUCACAGUUCACACCUUGUGAAAAACAAUUUGUAUCGAGGCCACUUACUGACCUCUGCUGUCUCUUUGCAAAAGUCAACCGCUAAAGCAUUUUAUAUCGCUUUGACUUGGCUAUUUUUCAAAACAGAAAAUUUUACAAAACCUUUGGAAAUUAAUGUAGGCAGUUGUUUUUUGUUUUUUUUUUUUCAGUCAGCAGUUGGGUGCAUGACGAAGUGAAACCCCAUUGAGACAAAGCUGCUAUCUUUAAUAAGCUCUUGCAUGUCAUCCAGCCAGAUUGGAAAUACUUAACCCUCAUGCUUAACAACAAUAAAUCUGUUGUGUCAACCACAAUGUCCUUAAUGUUUAAUGAAUUACUAUAUAUCAAAAUAUACUACUGAUUAUAUUUGAGAUUAUUACAGUUAUUGCCACUUUUGGAUAGAGGAGCUAUGCUUGUAUAUGUACGCAGGUUUAUCUUCUGUACAGUUUUACACUGCACAGUCCAGUUUAACUGAUACCAUGCAACCCAGCUUCGUAUAUUAAAUAUAAUUCCUUACUGAACAUCAACAUGGGGAUGUUAAUUAUUCCACAAUUAUUGGUAAUCCUGUACAGUAGCUGUUGGCUGCUCGGUAAUCUCCGGAUAAUAAUUUGGCAUGUUUUGUAUACACAACUGUAAGGUAAUGUAAGUUUGUUACAAGACAAUAGGGUCCUGUAUCUUUAACAUACAAUAAGGUGUCAAACUGUAUAUGGUGGCAAUAAUUCAUAUACAGUAUAUUUUGGAUAUAUGCAGUGUUUGAGAUGAUAAAUCUACAAGUUUCACAAGCUCAAAUUAAAUAGUAUUCCUCUGUAUCUAAUUUUCACACUAUCCUGUUCCAGCUCUGUAUAUGGUCAUACCUUUACUGUCGUUUUACAUGGUUCAACAUCAUGUUCCUUUUAUCCUUUUAUUUCUCCACAUGACAUUGAUCACCACUGGCAGCACACUGUGUGUACUUGAAAUUUACAACGCCAACAUCAGAAUUGCUUUUUGAGGUGAUUUUGAUAACCAGUGUGUUGUUUUCAGAUAAUAGAGUAGGUACUGAUAUGUCUGCUAGUUCAUGUGUGCCCAGGCUGACGUCCGACUCCUUCUCAGCCUGGGCCUCGGCUUGCUCUAUCAUUGUCUGUACUGUGGAAUAAAUACAAUUGGACGGUA
This is a messenger RNA of Myripristis murdjan (pinecone soldierfish), 8788 nucleotides long. RefSeq names its product phosphatidylinositol transfer protein, membrane-associated 2 (gene pitpnm2). Gene Ontology annotation, cellular component: cytoplasm. Gene Ontology annotation, biological process: phospholipid transport. The transcript has 29 exons. Lineage: Eukaryota; Metazoa; Chordata; Actinopteri; Holocentriformes; Holocentridae. Gene Ontology annotation, molecular function: metal ion binding; phosphatidylcholine binding; phosphatidylcholine intramembrane carrier activity. The record is from RefSeq and is a predicted model, not a curated record. The coding region runs from base 385 to 4746 and encodes 1453 amino acids.